Styela clava is the source of this 1236-nucleotide messenger RNA. RefSeq lists its product as uncharacterized. The record is from RefSeq and is a predicted model, not a curated record. Lineage: Eukaryota; Metazoa; Chordata; Ascidiacea; Stolidobranchia; Styelidae. Gene Ontology annotation, molecular function: nucleic acid binding; zinc ion binding.
UGAUUAAGUUUAACUAUAAUUAGUAUCUAAAUUAUAACUUUAAUAAAAUCCUGUUGUUGAAAGUGUGAAACGAUGUCCGAAGAUGUCUCUAUACUCUGAGAAACUGAAACAGAAUCGUAAAAAAGAUGAGGAGGAGAGAAACACAUUAGACAGAACGAAGUGCAUGGCAUUGAAAUUUAAUGAUGAAAAAGUAAUUCGAAGAGAAGAUAUAUGGGAAUUUUUUAGAAAACUGAAUAUUGUAUUCGACACUGUGGACGGAUUUGUACUUACGUCCAGGUACACGGUGGACUUAACAUUUAAAACAAGAGCAACAGCUAUUGAUGUGGAUAAGAAAUUAUGGGAGCUUAAAAAAGUAGGUGCAGAAACACUUCCUUUUCAUAGACUUUAUGUACCGGAAAAUGUGGCAGUAUUCGUACACAAUGUGCCAUGCCCAAUGGAAAAUAAAGAAAUUAAAGAACACUUUGAAGAAAAUCACGGAACAAUAGGAGAAGUACUUAUAUUGAAAGAUAGGUUCAACAUGAAAAAUGGCAUACGAAGAUUUUUUAUAAAAAAAGACGAUUUAAUGAAAAAACCAAUUCAAAGUUACGUAAAAUUAAAAGGACAUUCACUUUUUGUCAGAUAUUGGGGGCAGACCCCAACAUGUCGUAUUUGUGGCAAAGCUGGCCAUAUAAUGAAUAAUUGUGAAUAUUUCAUUCCAAAAUUAGAAAGAUAUAAAGACACAGGACAAAGAUCACCGAAUCCAGAACAGACCAAAGUUGACGAAACUGAAACCAAACAAGUAGAAAAAAACAAAAUUGAUAAUACUGAAAAUAACAUUAGUAAAAAACAAUUGAUAAAUGAUAAUCCAACCCAGAGCACUCCCGCGAACGAAAUUAGUGAAGAUCACAGUGAGAAAUCAUCCAUAAGUCCAACCCUUUUGCCAGAAAUGUUUGGAAAUAUGUCUGACAUCAGUGAGGAUAAUAGUGAGAUAAUUACAUUGAAUAAAGAAGAGGAAAUGCAAUCCAAUACAGCAGAAAAAACAAUUUUGUAUUUGUUAGAACCUCAUACACAAAACCAAGGUGAAAAUUCACAGUUAACCGUGGACAAGUCUUCUUCUAUUGAAAGGUCACCACCAAGAAAAAAGAAAACAUCUAGAAAACAAAAGAUAAUGACUAUGAAAGAAGCUAAAGAUUAUAUACACAAUAUGAGUGAAUAAAGUUGUUGUUAAAACGUCAAAUCUACUUUUAAAAAAAAAAA